AGAUUAAUUCGUGUGCGAUUUAGCUUUUCUUUCGUAUUCCAACCGUUAGAUGGAAAUGAUUGUUGUUUGUAUUGUUUUGGAAUUGAAUUUGGGUUUGGAUUGACCUGGAAAUUGGUGAUCUCUUGAUGUGAUUAAUUGUUGUUGUUCCUGUGAGAAUGGCUUUUGGAUUGUCUGAAAGCUUUGAUGGUCUCAAUGGACCGAUUGCUGAGGAAAUGUUACCUCCUUUACCAUCAAUGGGCUGGUCUCAUAAUGACAGUUUAUUUAAUUGUCCUGAUGUUUUCUGUAGUUUAAUUGGUGAUAUUGGACCUCCACCUGAUUGGCUACCACCUCCACCUCCUUUGCCUCCUUAUUUGAUUCAAGCUUUAGCUGAGAAUCACUCGGUGGUUGAUGUUAGAUCAGAUGAUUGUAACUUUUGUCAUGUCUUUAGUAAUCCAACAGAUUCGGAGCUUGUUGUUCCUAAACCAGAAUUUAAAACUCACGAUUCUUGGUUUUCUUUAUUAAUUGGUUCAGUUCUUGGAUCUACAAUUUUGUGUAUCAUUUUGCUUUUCAUUCUAGUGAAGUUCAGAAAAUGGAAAUUGUUCCCUUCAGUCUGUGGGCUUGACUCUUGUCCAAUUUUCCCUGAAGGAAUGAUGAGAGGUCAAAAGGCAGUUCCAAAUCCUUGUUCACAAUCAGAGAAUUGUAUUUCACCGGUGGUCAAUGAGAAGUCACCUCAAAGUGUUAUAACCAAUUGUCCAACUAAAACUUCAAUUCCAAGUAAAUAUUGGAGGCGAAGUGAUGAUAAUCAUUGUUCUCGUGAUUCAAUUUCUGACCCAAGAAUCGCUGAAAUUGAGGAAUACACUAAUAUCCCUGAAGGAGGUAGUUGUACCUCUAGUCCCGUUUAUGCUGAACUCGAUGCCGCUGGAGUGACCAUUAAUCAUUCACAGAUUCCAAGUUCACUUCUAAUGAAUGGUCCAUCACCUUAUGCUGUUCAUACCUAUUCAGAGGUCGCCGAUGCCAUGAGAAUGGCAGCUCUUGGUUCAUCUACUGCUCUACUUCCUGACGCUUCAUAUGAUAAUGUCGCUUAUUUACCCUCUUCUAAUAGUGAUCAUUAUCAAGCAAGAUCAUUGAGACGACAACGCUCCGGAUUGGGACAUCUCGGGAGUGCAACUCCUUUACUUCCCGCUCAUCAACAAGUUGUUGCAGGAUCACAAUUGAACUAUUUAACCGGAGGAAGGCCACAUAAGAAAUCUCGACCAGUUUACUCUCAUCAUACAUCACGAAUUAACGCAAGAAAUCAACCCCAACAACAACAAUUGUCUCAACAACAACUUCAGCAACUCCAACAAUUACAACUCCAACAACAACAACAGCAACAAAUUCAACAAGAUAUUGAACCUCGUUACAUGAGUUCUCGUCGCCCUGAGGCUGUUUAUGCAGAUUUUCCUCUCAACUCACCAACACUUUCCACUUUUCGAGUUCCAUAUGGAACAAAUUUCAGAGAAAAUCCUAAACGACCUUUACCCGAUGUCCCCGGAGUCCGACUCUUUGUUUCCUUCUUAUUUGAUUAUUAUUGUUAUUAUAAUUUGGUUAUUGAAUAUUAUUUGGAAAAUAGUUUGUUCUUGAUCAUCAUGGAGAUCAAUUCUAUUAAAGAUGGUUUGAUUAAUGGGUUUACUUUUGAUUCAUCUUCACUCAUUUCUCCAUUUACUGGUGAUGAUGUUUUCACUUGUAAUCAGAUUAAUGCUCCUUUAGGUGAUCAUAAUGAGGAUGAUUUUGAUCAAAUGCUACAACAAAUCGGAUGUUUUGAUAUUAAUAUGUUAAAUUUGGAGAAUGGUGAUUUAUUCAAUGUUACUGAUUUAGAGGGAUCCGCUUUGACACCCGAUUCACUCAAGUUUGAAUCAUCUGGUGAUCUACUGGGAGACAUCAAAUCGGAGUUCAAUCCAGUUCAGUCAAUGGAUGAAUCAUGUUCACCGAAAAAUUCCCCGAUUUUGGAAUCAAGCGAAACUUUUCCUAAUCAAUUUACCUCAGUACAAGUGUCACCCGUUCAAUCACAACCUGUCCAACAAUUUAUUAAUCAAUCAAUUCAACCACAAACUCAACUUGGAUUGACCAAUACGACUGGUCAACCAAUGGACAUUGGUUCAUCUAUAAAAGUUCAGAAAGUUCAAGCUACUGUUCAACCUGUUAUACAACAAACAACCACCACCACAACAACAUCAGCCACUCAAAACACUGAACCUGCAAUUAUUUGUCUUGAUCAAAAUAGUAAGACAACUGUACCAAUCAAUUUAAAUGAUUUAAUAUCAAUCAUACGAGAGCAACAACAGCAGAAACAACAAUUAUUUAUUCAACAAAAAGUUCAAGAAGCUUUACUUCAACAAAUUCAGUCAAACAAUUGCUCUAUUACAACAACUGCACCAACAACAACGACUAAUACCUCAGCUAAAAUGCCAUUAACAACGGAACAAUUAACUGGUGGUCAAGUAAAUAACUUUUUCGAUGCUCAAAUAGUAACGGAUGGUUCAAGUUCAAUACUGACCACUCAAGGUGUUCCCAUUUCCACUCCAGUUACCGUUUCAGUGGCCAAUCCUACAACCACUUUGAUUGCUGCCACUCCGAUCAUUUUACAAAAAGCACUUGACCCAAUACCAGAUAAAAUUGCGAUAAACCGUUUGACACCAGUACCACCAAGUCCUGUUCAGAUCACUUCACGACAAUCCAACAUUCAAUCAUCAAUUAAACGCGAACCACCAUCACCAUUAAGUGACUUGGACAGUCCAAAGCGAGGCAAACACGCAGUGCCUGAAAAACGAACGGCACAUAAUGCCAUUGAAAGAAGGUAUCGAUCAUCAAUCAACGAUAAAAUAACAGAGUUAAAGAACAUGGUAGUUGGAACUGAUGCUAAAUUAAACAAAUCGGCUGUACUUAAAAAAGCAAUUGAAUUCAUACAUCACAUAACCACAGCGAACAAUAAAUUGAGGCAGGAAAAUUUAGCACUUAAAGCAGCUUUAGCUUCGAGUGAGGUUAACGGUGGCUCACUUAAAUCACCGAUAAGUGUACCAGCCACCGAUUCACAAGACAUCACACCUCCACUUUCUGAUUGUUCAUCAUCAGCCUCAUCACCCGACCAAAGUGGAAUCCGAUCUCCUCCGAACCUGGAUCACCAAUUAUUUGGGCCUCUGAUGGAUCACGAAUGUUACUUUGUGUCUUUGUCAUUGGUCUUCUUGCUUUCAAUCCUUUCUCAAUUCUUGAGUUCAGAUGAUAUCGGACAAACAUCAGCAUUCAUGGGAACUACUGAUCAUGGUUCAGGUCGUUCUAUUCUCAGUAUCUGGCAUACAGAUAACUCACUUGGAUGGAGUGAAUUGUUGUUCUCUUAUUGGAAAUCAAUUGCUCUUUGGUUAUUGAACAUAUUCAUUUGUUUCAUUACUCUACGGAGAGCUUUUCAUCACUAUUCAAUCUCAGAUCAAACUGAUCGAAAGUACUGGAUUUACAUGGUCCAAGCGAAUCAAGAUCUUCAAAAAGGAAACAUUCGAUCUGCCCAACACAAUUAUAUGAUUGCUCUUGAAAUAAUUAGACGAUCAGCUCUUCCUAAAACUCUUCCGGGUGAAGUGAUGGCCGUUACUUGGCAAUUGGUUCGUUUUUGGUUACACUUUUUCUACAUUGGUCGCUGGUUAGAAGAUUAUGAUUAUCGCGGCAAAGAAUUACUGUCGAUUGCUUGUUUUCUUCAUUGUAAACUCAAUUCCAUCGAUUUGAUUGUCAAUCAAGGCAAAUUUUCUCUAAUGGGCUACUUUUACGCUUUAUCAGCUAUCAACGAAUCGAAAGCUUUGGCCUCUGAAGUCGGUCCAUUGGUUAGUUCUCACAUUUUGGCAGCUCUUCGAUUCAAGAUAAACUCAAAUCUUUACGCUCGAUACUUUUUACGAAAAGCUUUGUCCUAUUGUAAAACUGAUAAGAUUGAACAUUAUCUUCUUAAUCCAAUUGGACGUAAAUUUUUCAACAAAUCGCAUCAUCAUUGGAACUAUUUAUCGGAUAAAUCUUCCGAUUUUGUUAAAACUCCUGAGAAGAUUGUUGAUCCAUUUACAUAUAAUUCACGAGAGUAUCGACGUUACUUGAUCAAGAAAUCAAUCUUAACCAUGAUGAAUCCAAAGAGCGGUAUUAAUACCGAAAAUAAUCCAGCCAAAAGUAACAAAGGUCGAGCUAACAAAUCGAUCUCAUUGUUGGCCGUAAUCGAAGAGCUAUCAAAUAACAGUCGGCUAUUUGGCGAUGACAUCGCUUUCUGGUGGAGUAACGUAAUCAAAGCGGCCUAUUUUUGGUUCACUGGUAAUGAUUCAUCUGCUCAUUCGGUAACUUUAAUUAUUCCAGAUACACUUCGAAACAAUUCACUGGCAAUUACCCUUCUUUUGAGUGGAAAGAUGAAAAAAUAUGUUCAAAUAAAGAAGCCCAAAGAUACGAAAAUAUUAAUGAAACUUUUGGAUCGAGCGAGUUACGAACUAUGGAGAUCAAUUGAAAUGAAUGAGAGCCAAAAGUUACAAGAUGAUUGUAAUCAGCAAAUUAUUCAAGCCUUCCAAUUACUCUGUACCGAAUGGUUACUUUCAACUCGAUUACGACUCUGGGAACUAAAUUGUGAUUCAUUUCUUUCACCAAGUCAGUAUCACAUUCGAGGAUUUAGAAAAGAUUUAUCGACUCUUCGAUAUAUGGCACAAUUAAUUCCAAGUGGAAAGACAAAGUUGUACUUAUACGAAGGAUCUUAUCGUCUAAUCAGUGGAUCAAAUCCACUUGUCACUCAGAAUCUUUUAGAAAGAGCACUUCGAAAGAGACGACACAACGGACUUUCCAAUAUAAUUUGUGCCGCUGGGGAAGAAAACAACAGUUUGUCCAUAAACGACCAAAAAGAUAUCGCCAAUGCUUUGUUUCUGAUCGGCAAACAUUUACCCACUCAGUGUCUGUCAUGUUCUGGUGAAAAAGAGGGCUACCUCAAGGAAGCCGAAGCGAUCAUGAGUCGACAUCGAAGUGACAAAAGUCUUUUAUUGUAAAUAAUUUCUUCGUUUCAAUUAAAUCUCAAUUCUGUAAACUGAUUAGUCUAUGAGAAUGGAAAACAAUUAGCAAUCAAUCAAAAUGAGGAUCAUUGUCACAAAUGAUUACCUUUUUGACCCACUCAAUUGACAUUGAUUCUUUUCCAUUUCUUUUCUAAUUGAUAUGUUGAUAAUUACCAAUCACCAGAUCAAUUAAUCAAAAAUGUAAAACAUUAAAAUGAAAUAUUAAUUUUUUGAUCUUCUCAAAAAUAUACAAA
Messenger RNA from Panonychus citri (citrus red mite), 5263 nucleotides. Its product is annotated as sterol regulatory element-binding protein 2-like. The record is from RefSeq and is a predicted model, not a curated record. Gene Ontology annotation, molecular function: protein dimerization activity; RNA polymerase II cis-regulatory region sequence-specific DNA binding; DNA-binding transcription factor activity, RNA polymerase II-specific. Gene Ontology annotation, cellular component: nucleus. Lineage: Eukaryota; Metazoa; Arthropoda; Arachnida; Trombidiformes; Tetranychidae. Gene Ontology annotation, biological process: regulation of transcription by RNA polymerase II.